AUGGCUGGGAGCCAGCACAAGCUAACCACCUUCUAUUUUGACACUUCUUCCAAGGCCUUUUCGGAGAAGACUGUCACCAAGAGUCUGAGCCACAACGACGUGCUCAUCAAAACCACGCACUCAGGUAUCUGCUUCACCGACGUACAUGCCAAGGACAAAGAAUGCGGACUCGGUCAUGAGGGUGUAGGCGAAAUUGUCGACGUCGGCCCUGCGGUCAAACAUCUGAAGCCGGGUAACCGAGUUGGCUGGGGCUGGCUACACACAUCCUGCGGGCACUGUUCCACAUGCGUCACUGGCUACAGGCAGUAUUGCUCCGAGGCUCGUGGUUUCGCCUUUUCGGACCUGGAUCAGGGAGCCUUCAGCGAUUACCGGAUCAUCGACUCCGAUUUCGCGUACUUGCUGCCAAGCAGCAUAUCUUCUGUGGAUGCGGCUCCAUUGAUGUGCGCCGGCGCCUCAGUUUACGAGGCUCUUGAUGCAGCUGAGACUAAGUCGAAUGACAGGGUCGGUGUGGUGGGCAUCGGCGGUCUGGGCCAUUGUGCUAUUUUGUUUGCAAAGGCCAUGGGUUGUGCUGUGACGGCCAUCUCCAGUGGUGAUCGCAAGCGACAAGAUGCUUUUGCACUCGGUGUAGAAGAGUUCCGCGAUGCUACCAAGAUCUCGGAAGCAUAUACAGCUGAAGCCUUCCGGAGUCGACAUGACCCGCAGCCUGCCAACAUCAACGUACUUCUCAUCACUUCGAACGCUGUACCCAAGUUGGAAUCUGUGCUUCCAUUGUUGGCGCGUCGAGCCACGAUUGUGUUGAUGACCAUACAAAUGGAGCCUCUGGAAGUACCUUACAUGCAGUUCGUGCUGCCAGGACACCGUCUAAUAGCAUCCACUGAAGCCUCACGCGAGACUCAUGUUAAGAUGCUGGAGUUUGCAGAACGCAUGCGCAUCAAGCCGUGGACGGAGGUCUUCGAUAUGACUGCAGACGGAGUGUCGCAAGCCUUCGCAAAGCUAGAGCAAGGUGACAUGCGCUAUCGUGGAGUCCUUGCGAGGCCGUGA
Cercospora beticola is the source of this 1041-nucleotide messenger RNA. RefSeq lists its product as uncharacterized. Lineage: Eukaryota; Fungi; Ascomycota; Dothideomycetes; Mycosphaerellales; Mycosphaerellaceae. The record is from RefSeq and is a predicted model, not a curated record. Gene Ontology annotation, molecular function: alcohol dehydrogenase (NADP+) activity; zinc ion binding. Gene Ontology annotation, biological process: alcohol metabolic process.